AUGCAAUCUCUCGCUAAUCUCCCUCAUUCUCUCUCUUUCUGUCACUCACCUCAUUCUUUCUCAUUAUCUCUUUCGUUCUUUCUCUUUCUCUCUCUCUCUUUCUCUCUCUCUCUCUCUCUCUGCCUCUCCUCUAUCUCUCUAGUUCUUUCGCUCUAUCUCUCUUUCGUAUUAUCCCUGUCGCUUUUUCACUCUCUCUUUCUCUUUCUCAUUCUCUCUCGUUUUUUCUCUCUCUCGGCCUCCCCUUUAUCUAUCUCGUUCUUUCGCCUUCUCUUUCUUAUUAUCCCUCUCGCUUUUUCUCCCUCCUAUUCUCUUUUUCAUUAUCUCUCUCUCUCUCUCUCUCUCUCUCCCUCUUUCUUUCUCAUUUUCUCUCUCAUAGACAAGGUGUUUCUUUUCUAUAACUCUUUCCAAAUAUUCUUCCAGUUUUCUAUUUCUCUCUUUCUACUUCUCUCUUUCUACUUCUCUCUUUCCACCUCUCUCUUUCUACUUCUCUCUUUCUACUUCUCUCUUUCUACUUCUCUCUCUCUUUCUAUUUCUCUCUUUCUACUUAUCUCUUUCUACUUCUCUCUUUCUACCUCUCUAUUUCUACUUCUCUCUUUCAACCUCUCUCUAUCUACUUCUCUCUUUCUACUUCUCUCUUUCUACUUCUCUCUCUUUCUAUUUCUCUCUUUCUACUUCUCUCUUUCUACUUCUCUCUUUCUACCUCUCUAUUUCUACUUCUCUCUUUCCACCUCUCUCUUUCUACUUCUCUCUUUCUACUUCUCUCUUUCUAACUCUCUCUUUCCACCUCUCUAUUUCUACUUCUCUCUUUCCACCUCUCUAUUUCUACUUCUCUCUUUCUACUUCUCUCUUUCCACCUCUCUCUUUCUACUUCUCUCUUUCCACCUCUCUAUUUCUACUUCUCUCUUUCUACUUCUCUCUUUCUACUUCUCUCUUUCCACCUCGCUCUUUCUACUUCUCUCUUUCUACUUCUCUCUUUCCACCUCUCUCUUUCUACUUCUCUCUUUCCACCUCUCUCUUUCUACUUCUCUCUUUCCACCUCUCUCUUUCUACUUCUCUCUUUCUACUUCUAUCUCUUUCCACCUCUCUCUUUCCACCUCUCUCUUUCUACUUCUCUCUUUCUACUUCUAUCUCUUUCCACCUCUCUCUUUCCACCUCUCUCUUUCUACUUCUCUCUUUCUACUUCUCUCUAUCUACUUCUCUCUUUCUACUUCUCUCUUUCUACCUCUCUCUUUCUACUUCUCUCUUUCCAGCUCUCUCUUUCUACUUCUCUCUUUCUACUUCUCUAUUUCUAUUUCUCUCUUUCUAACUCUCUCUUUCCAACUCUCUCUUUCUACUUCUCUCUUUCUACUUCUCUCUUUCUAUUUCUCUCUUUCUAACUCUCUCUUUCCACCUCUCUCUUUCCACCUCUCUCUUUCUACUUCUCUCUUUCUACUUCUCUCUUUCUACUUCUCUCUUUCCACCUCUCUCUUUCUAUUUCUCUCUUUCUACUUCUCUCUUUCUACUUCUCUCUUUCUACCUCUCUAUUUCUACUUCUCUCUUUCCACCUCUCUCUUUCUACUUCUCUCUUUCCAACUCUCUCUUUCUACUUCUCUCUUUCUACUUCUCUCUUUCUAUUUCUCUCUUUCUAACUCUCUCUUUCCACCUCUCUCUUUCCACCUCUCUCUUUCUACUUCUCUCUUUCUACUUCUCUCUUUCCACCUCUCUCUUUCUACUUCUCUCUUACUACUUCUCUCUUUCUACUUCUCUCUUUCCACCUCUCUCUUUCUACUUCUCUCUUUCCACCUCUCUCUUUCUACUUCUCUCUUUCCACCUCUCUCUUUCUAUUUCUCUCUUUCCACCUCUCUCUUUCUACUUCUCUCUUUCUACUUCUCUCUUUCUACCUCUCUCUUUCUAUUUCUCUUUUUCUACUUCUCUCUUUCUACUUCUCUCUUUCUACCUCUCUAUUUCUACUUCUCUCUUUCCACCUCUCUCUUUCUACUUCUCUCUUUCUACUUCUCUCUUUCUAACUCUCUCUUUCCACCUCUCUAUUUCUACUUCUCUCUUUCCACCUCUCUAUUUCUACUUCUCUCUUUCCACCUCUCUCUUUCUACUUCUCUCUUUCUACUUCUCUCUAUCUACUUCUCUCUUUCUACUUCUCUCUUUCUACCUCUCUCUUUCUACAUCUCUCUUUCCACCUCUCUCUUUCUACUUCUCUCUUUCUACUUCUCUCUUUCUAUUUCUCUCUUUCUAACUCUCUCUUUCCACCUCUCUCUUUCUACUUCUCUCUUUCCACCUCUCUCUUUCUACUUCUCUCUUUCUACUUCUCUCUUUCCACCUCUCUCUUUCUACUUCUCUCUUACUACUUCUCUCUUUCUACUUCUCUCUUUCCACCUCUCUCUUUCUACUUCUCUCUUUCCACCUCUCUCUUUCUACUUCUCUCUUUCCACCUCUCUCUUUCUACUUCUCUCUUUCCACCUCUCUCUUUCCACCUCUCUCUUUCUACUUCUCUCUUUCCACCUCUCUCUUUCUACUUCUCUCUUUCUAACUCUCUCUUUCCACCUCUCUCUUUCCGCCUCUGUCUUUCUACUUCUCUCUUUCUACUUCUCUCUUUCCACCUCUCUCUUUCUACUUCUCUCUUUCCACCUCUCUCUUUCUACUUCUCUCUUUCUUUUUCUUUCUUUCUUGUUCUCUUUCUUUCUUUCUAUUUUAUUUCAGCACCUUCGAUUUUUUUUUAUUCUCCCCGCCUCCAUGUUUUCGUUUUAA
Molecule: messenger RNA, 2742 nt
Organism: Acanthosepion pharaonis
Lineage: Eukaryota; Metazoa; Mollusca; Cephalopoda; Sepiida; Sepiidae
Source: the annotation of a GenBank genome assembly